This is a messenger RNA of Pediculus humanus corporis (human body louse), 717 nucleotides long. RefSeq lists its product as uncharacterized. The coding region runs from base 1 to 717 and encodes 238 amino acids. The record is from RefSeq and is a predicted model, not a curated record. NCBI's taxonomy places the organism in Eukaryota, Metazoa, Arthropoda, Insecta, Psocodea, Pediculidae. The transcript is spliced from 9 exons.
AUGACGCGACAGGAUUACAAAGAUUUAUUCCGUUCGGGGGGGCAGGGGGAAGUGCGACAGAUUAAAGGGAUAAUGAAAUCUUUGCGGAGAAAAGGCGUGGCUGAACGGGAGCAUCGUGAGCGGGAGAGGGGGCAGGGGGUUAGGGGUAAGGUUCUAGUCGAAUACGAUGACGUCGAAUGGCACAGGAGAGAAUGGAUUAGCAUUUACAAAGAUUCCGUUUUCCAUUUGUUUAUGGUCGAAGAUGACCUCGUUUGGUCGGAUCGGGUCGAUCCAUAUUCAUCGUCGGAUUCGACCGCAUUUUGGCCGGCACUGAAUUUCGUAGCUUUGGUGGAUUUGGUCAACAUGAAAACCCAACUUCAACCGGUUGAGUUUUUGGUUGACCGCGAAUUGGCAUUUCGAGAUUACACGCGGAUCGAACCGUUUUUGGAUUUCAAUCAGAAAUUUCCGGGUUCAAAAGACCAUACGGAAGUUGUGGCUGCCAUAAGAAGAUGGUUGGAAUAUCAAGACGGUCAACGUAUAUUGUUGACGACUCCGAGCGUACUCGUCGGUUAUAGAGUUGAAGUGUACAGAGCAGAGGGAACAACGCAAUGGUACACGGCAGUCAUCGUAGGCUAUAACGAAUCGACAAAGGUUUCCUUUGCGAAAAUUUUUCAAAAAAUCGUCAAAGAAUCGUUUGCCAUUUUUAAACUUCGUCACGAAUUUCGUGACAAUUUAUAA